Messenger RNA from Condylura cristata (star-nosed mole), 4216 nucleotides. It is a transcript of the gene ECHDC3, whose product is annotated as enoyl CoA hydratase domain containing 3. The transcript has 5 exons. The record is from RefSeq and is a predicted model, not a curated record. The coding region runs from base 184 to 1086 and encodes 300 amino acids. Gene Ontology annotation, cellular component: mitochondrion. Lineage: Eukaryota; Metazoa; Chordata; Mammalia; Eulipotyphla; Talpidae. Gene Ontology annotation, molecular function: hydro-lyase activity.
CUGAUCAGGCCCGGAAAGUCCGAGCUAGGCCUGGGCCUGAGUUGCGAUCCGUUUUGCCCGUGUCCCCGACUGGUGGAAGCUCUGUCGCCGGGCUCGCACCAGCGCCCUUCGGAGCUCUCCGAGCCCCGCAGCCCUUGGAGCGUCGGGCACCGCGGCGUCUGAUCCCUCCCAAACGUGUCUGCCAUGGCAGCUGUCACAGGCUUGCGGGCCUGCGGGACAAAAGGGCCGGGCUGGCUCCGGCGCGGUCCGUGGGCUGCGCUCACCGCCGGUUUCUGCAGCCGGGGGCCCGCGGGGGCCGGGCAGCCGGAGUCUGGGUCGCGACCCACCAGCACGCGGCAGCGGGACGGCAUCAGGAACAUAGUCUUGAGCAAUCCAAAGAGGAGGAAUGCACUGUCUCUUGCAAUGCUGAAAUCUCUCCAGAGUGACAUUCUUCAUGAAGCCGAAAGCAAAGAUCUGAAAGUCAUCAUUAUUUCAGCUGAGGGGCCUGUAUUUUCUUCUGGGCAUGACUUAAAGGAACUGACCGAGGAGCAAGGGCCAGAUUAUCACACUCAAGUAUUUCAAACCUGUGCGGAGGUCAUGAUGCAGAUCCAGAGACAUCCUGUCCCAGUGAUCGCCAUGGUGAAUGGCCUUGCCACCGCUGCCGGGUGUCAGCUGGUUGCCAGCUGUGACAUCGCUGUGGCGAGCGACAAGUCGUCUUUUGCCACUCCAGGUGUGAACAUCGGGCUCUUCUGCUCCACUCCUGGGGUUGCCCUGGGGAGAGCAGUGCCCAGAAAGGUCGCCCUGGAGAUGCUGUUCACUGGGGAGCCUAUCUCUGCCCAGGAGGCCUUGAGUCACGGGCUGCUCAGCAAAGUCGUGCCAGAAGAGCAGCUGGAGGAAGAAACCAUGAGAAUAGCGAAAAAGAUUGCCUCCUUGAGCCGCCCUGUGGUGUCUUUGGGCAAGGCUGCUUUCUACAAGCAGCUGCCCCAGGACCUUAGAACGGCUUACUGCCUUACAGCUCAGACCAUGGUAGACAACGUGGCCCUGCAGGACGGGCAGGAGGGAAUCAAAGCCUUCAUCCAGAAGAGAAAGCCCAACUGGUCGCACUGAACAGAACUUGUGGGAGAAGUAGAGGCACGAGCCCUGUGGGUAGGCUCAGGCAGUAACACACCCAACCCCUCACCUCUGACCCCAACACCACAGCUGCCUUGUGAUGGAACAGCCGACAGCUGCCUCGACAAUAACAUUAGAAUGGUUUCGCCAGCGUGCUCUGUAUUAAAAGCUUUGAUUUCGAGGAGAGGAUGAAGUGGAGAGUCAAAGAAGAGCUCAUUUGCUUGUAGUGAGCCCACGCUCUGCUAGCUGCCUUCACACACCUGCGGGCCAGGGUGUUAUCACACCAGGUGUAAAGGAGAAGGCAGCCUGAGAAAUGUCUCCGGAGGUGGAAGUGGAUUUGGCUGCCCAAGAGAAAAGACACAUUUCAGAUCCCACAAGGUUAGUCGCAACUGAAAAUCCUGAGAAAUAAUCAUGCCCCGGGCUUUGGAAUAAUCUUACAUGAUUUCAAAAGAUGAAAUAUUUAGAGACAGUGGGAACUUGAUCUGUGCAGUGAGGCAGCAAACUCUUGAGAAAUGGAAAAACAGCCACAAACUCCUUUGUAUUCCACACUGACGGAUGUGGAGCAGCAGCUGGUGUUUCCAUGGUCGUGUCCUUGAUGCCCAGAGCACCACGAUGUCUUGAUUCUGAGUAAAGCUCAGUGUGAAAAAAGGGGUGCAGAACACAUGAUCUGCCAAGAACCACCUACUCUGGACUCACGUCCUGGCUUGCUGUGCCUCUAUAGAGAAUCCAAACUAGCAUCAGGUAUCCAGGCACUGAACAAGUGUUUGGACUAGGACAAAAAUGCCAUUUUCUGGUUUCUGGUCCAACGUGGCCCAGGAAAUGCUCGAAACUGCUCGUCCUCAAGUUUUCUCAGAAGGCUGAUUUAUUUUUAAGCUAAUCAUCUUGCCUAGAACAGAAUGUGGCUGUGAAUGUGCCCAGCACCACUGCCGAGGACAAGUGCCACGGGGCUCUAGUGGUCAUUCUCCUCAGGAUCCCUGGCACAAGCUCCUGUGGAAUGGAGUGUCCAGUAGUGUUUUCAUGCUUUCUAUGGAAGUGGAUGAUUGGGGGGGGAGGGUAUAACUUAGAAAGGUAGAAGAGUAUGUUCUGUGAUACUAACAGUGCUUCUGAGCUGAAAGAAUGUUAGAUCAUCAGCCAUGGGGCCCCUGGCACACACAGGCUGCCUCUGCUGUUACAUUUACAAACUUACAGGUGAGUUGUCAAAGGUCAGAUUUUGCACUUCGUUCGAGGUCCAAGAGCUGCAGCUGAUAGUUGCCUGCUGCCGCCUGGCCACACCACCCACUGAAUGGAGAGCCUAAGCUGGUGUGAGGGUAGCUUAAAGGAGUGAAUUUCAAUCCACCAUCACUUUCCAGAAAAAAAGACUUGGCCCAAUUCCUCCUUGCAGCAGAAUUGUGCUAGUAUCCUAGGGACAGAUUUGAUGUCUACUGAGCCCUUGGAUAAACAAUGUCAGCUGAACCCAGACCUCCCUGCCUCUCCAGAUGACCAGCUGUAGAAAUUAUUAGUAGCCAGUUGCCAGAUCAGAGAGUGUGAAAAAAAGGGGUGUUUUAAACUCUUUGGGCUUUGGAAAUAGUAGCAAAGGCUUCUCACACAUUUGGCAAAUGAAAAUCGAAAGUUUAUCUUGCCAUUUCUGUCUGAGUAUGUUCUAAACCCUCAAGCCAUGAAAUCCUUGCAUCUCUAGGCUGGCUUCCCAGCCUGUGAACUAAUUUGCACACAGGGACUUGCUACUGCAGGAAAUAAUCCAGAAGGAAAUCUGCUGUCCACCCUCCAAGGUCAUUAAUUCCUCCCUGAGGCCAAUAUAAAUUUUUUAGCUCUGCUUCUGUCCACUGGGAGACUGGAUGAAGUUUUCUGAGAGCCCACGUGAUGACUGUUCUUGGAAAGCCUAUUUGUCUCUUCCUAGCUUCAUUUACUUCUGGGGAGCUCCCCUGAACUCAGCCCUGCAGACCACACACCUACAAUUCAGGGGCUGGAAAAUAGGCGAGCAGGUGUUCACCCCUGCGCUUGGGUAACUGCACCUUCCCAACCCACGCUCCCCAUCAGGACCAUGAAUGGGUUGAGUGAGUGUCAGAUACCAGCUCCUGUAACUUUUUACACCAGUGGUGAGGUGGGAGUCAUGUCCCAUGCCAGGCAGCCCCAUGCUAUAUGUGACGCUCAGUGAGGUUAAGUCCAUGCCACUAGCUACAGGAUGUGGGCUGGGAUCUGCAGGAUUCUGGAUUGUGCUCCUAAUUAACACACUAUAUUCCUCCCAACACAAGGAAAAGACAACCGCUUCACGCUGCAGACAACCUUCUAUGCACUCAAAGAAAAAGAGCACAGGAAAGGCCACUGAGUUUUGCUUAGUGAAGACUUAGAGAAAAGCAGAGGUGUGGACACACUGAGCUCCCCUCCCAGGGUUACAUGAACCAGCGGAGCGGCCUGCAUCUCUCCAGGUGGCCAACUUUUCCUUCUAUAGAAAGCCACAGAGCGGGCUCUCCUACAUGUUCUGACACUCCAGAUUCUACAACACUAUGAUUUGGAAACUUGAGUAGGCAGCUUUCACUUGGAAAAGACACUUUUUACAAAAGGAGAUGGGUAUUUUAUCUGAGGGAGAGGUUAAGUUUGAAAAUACCUGAUUACUUUUGCAGGAGAAAGACUGUCAGAGCUUUGGGGUAACACCUGAACCCUUUGACUUUAGCUGGGAAGACCAUACAAGGGGGCAUUUGAUCACUAUGGAAAUUGGCGAUUACCCUUGUCUCAUCUGGUGCUUUAUUCUCUGUUCCCUGCCCUUUUAAGUGACAGAUAUCCAUCCAGAGGUGGUUGUAUUUUAAAAGUUGCAGCAGUGUGAAUUUUAUGACAAAUUGUGGACAGUUUCAGGGCCUUCAGACUCUCAGGGCUCCUGCCUCUUGAAGGCCCUGCUAGUUACACUUUGGAACACACCCAAUUCCACACUUGACAGCAUUCAUCUAUUUAGAGGAAGGAGUUCACUAAUUUCCUUUAAACUUUGUAAAAAAAAAUCUGCUUAAUGAUGAUUAGUUCUUAACAAUCAUUGAGUAGGUGAGAGUUUGAUUCAACAUUAUUGAAGUUGAUAAAUAAAAUAUUGUAUUUCAGCUUUUCAAGAACUUUGUUGUUUAUUUGUUUUUCAUGUCUGUAAUUA